AUGAUGCUUGGAGCUCCAAUGACUGCUUUAAUUACCAUUUUAAAUCCUUUGGUAACUUUAUUAACUGUUAAAAAUUAUAGAAGACUUAUUUUUAAAUGUAAUAAAGCAGAUAUACAAACAAAUGUAAAUAAUAAUCAGACAAGACAUACAGCAUUUUCAAACAGAAAUAAUGUUAUUAUACCUCAAUGA
Molecule: messenger RNA, 189 nt
Organism: Meloidogyne enterolobii
Lineage: Eukaryota; Metazoa; Nematoda; Chromadorea; Rhabditida; Meloidogynidae
Source: the annotation of a GenBank genome assembly